Molecule: messenger RNA, 1371 nt
Organism: Oryzias melastigma (Indian medaka)
Lineage: Eukaryota; Metazoa; Chordata; Actinopteri; Beloniformes; Adrianichthyidae
Product: cation-independent mannose-6-phosphate receptor
Biological process (GO): protein targeting to lysosome
Cellular component (GO): trans-Golgi network
Molecular function (GO): D-mannose binding; signaling receptor activity
Source: RefSeq, a predicted model, not a curated record
AGCGGUGGAGCGGGAGACGGAGGACGGCGACGCAUCCCCGGCGCUGUCCCGGCGCAGCCAGGCGGUGCUGGGUCUCCUGCUGGGGGGCCUGAUGGUGUGUCUGCUGGGGCUGCUGCUGCAUAAGCGGGAGCGGAGGGACCUGGUGAUGCAGAAGGUUUCCAGCUGCUGCCGGAGAGGAAACCAGCUGUCUUACAAAUACUCCAAGGUCAACACGGACGAAGGAGGAGAGGAGGAGAUGGAGUGGCUGAUGGAGGAGGUUGAUGUUCCUGACUCCGCCUCCUCCUCGCACCACAGGAGUAACCAUAGCAACGGCCACAUCCGGACCAAGCGGGUGAACACCGACGCUCUCCGGCCGUUCCCCAUGGAUGAGCAGGAGGACGACAGCGAGGACGAGGUGCUGAGCAUCCCCGGCGUCCGGGUCCACAAGCCGUCCCGGAGCGCCGCCGCUCAGCGCAGCGCCUUCCUGCAGGAGGAGAGCGACGAAGAUCUGGUCGGCCUCCUGGAGGACUCGGAUGGGAGGAGUAAGGGCCGCAGACCGCCACCGUCCGGGAAGAACCGCCGCAAAGCAGACGAGGAAGACAGCGACGAAGACCUGCUGAGGGUGUGACCGCCGCUAACCCCCGAACUCUUCUGUCAGUGAAUGUGUCCAAAUGAUGAAGAGCGCCUCCUCCAGGAGGCGGAGACUGCUGCAGACGCUUUCUUUCUCCAGACUUGAUCUGCCACGUUUUCUUAGACUUUCUUUUAAUGCAUCAGAACUUUUCUCACAAAGACUGCAGGUCCGCUGGGAGGCGGGCCGGCGCCACACCUGUAGACGCCACACAGGGAGUUCACAUGACGGCUUCUUCUGGAUCUGCUGCUCUCUGCUCAGCUGAGCUGGUGUCUUAUUCUGGCCCGGUGGGACCGAGGCGGUUCUGGACUUGAAAAGGGAAUGUGCUUGUACUGCUGUCAGAGCAUCAGUGUUCAUGGAGCUGUCAGAGCAUCAGUGUUCAUGGAGCUGUCAGAAAAAAGGGGUGUUGCCAAGUUUUCCUGCUGAGCUUCUUGAAGAACCUGAAGCUCCAGCAGGAUGAAGGAACCCGUUUUCAGACGGCUGCUGCUCCGGUUUAUGGAUUUAUGUUCUUGUUGGUGGAGAUGGAAUCAUGAUGAUCCUGUGAGAUCUGACUGCUUGGUACGUUUGAUUUUUCCUGAAGAUGAUGAUCCUCAAAAUGAUGAAGACUUGAUGCCACUGCAGAGGAAACGCUCCGGAGAGCAGAGCCCUGCAGAUCUUCUGUUUUUGAUGUAAAUUAUUUUUUCUGUCAUGUCUGCAGCUUUAUGGUUUCCUAUUUAAGAGAAAUGACUUAAAUUAAAUUCUCUGAAUAAAGAGAUCUGCUGUUU